Molecule: messenger RNA, 477 nt
Organism: Pestalotiopsis fici W106-1
Lineage: Eukaryota; Fungi; Ascomycota; Sordariomycetes; Amphisphaeriales; Sporocadaceae
Exons: 1
Coding region: 1-477 (158 amino acids)
Cellular component (GO): cytosol
Molecular function (GO): deaminase activity
Source: RefSeq, a predicted model, not a curated record
AUGGCAGCCAACUCAAUACUUCAAACGGCCAACCGAGCAGAUGCGAAAGGUCUAUCACCUACUUUCUCAGAUCUGUCCAUCGUAUCAUUCCCUUUGGACAAACUAGCCAUUCGACUCAUUCACACGGCAGGGCAGGUUGGCCUUCCCUCACCGGACUCACCAUACAACGAGUUGCCGUCAUCCUUUACCCAGCAAGCUCGGAACGCAUUCGCCAACCUCGCAGCGUGCCUCGCGACUGGCGGCGCAACACCAAAUGAUGUUGUAAAGAUAACCAUCUUUGUGGUGGACCUUGAGCUCUCCAUGAGGGACGUUCUUGUAGAAGUGAUAACUGACUUCUUUCGAACUCGUGAAAGCAAUGGUCAGCAGGAGCAACAGCACGCCCCGCCAAGUAGCCUUAUUGGGGUAGCUUCACUAGCACACCCGGAUUUCAAAAUCGAGGUGGAAGCGUCAGCCGUUAUCAGUACCACCACUGGCUAG